Molecule: messenger RNA, 1862 nt
Organism: Anguilla rostrata (American eel)
Lineage: Eukaryota; Metazoa; Chordata; Actinopteri; Anguilliformes; Anguillidae
Product: receptor expression-enhancing protein 6-like
Exons: 7
Coding region: 205-819 (204 amino acids)
Source: RefSeq, a predicted model, not a curated record
CCUCCAUUGCAAAGUGACGCACAGAGACUUGCCAGUAAAGCGGAUUGAAGUGUAGAAAGCCUUGGGCUGGUUUGUCAGCAAAAUUAAAGAUUUCGAAUAUCAGUUAUAAUGUUAUGGAUUAUUUUGUGUGAUGAUACUCCAUCCUUCCAAUUUUAGUUGCAAAUAAAUCUGUUUAUCAACAGGGAGAUCUAACGACAUCUGGCAAUGUUUGCUAAACUCAAAGAGCGUGUGGAGAAGUUUCUAAACGAGAAGAACUUUGUAACGGAUUUCCUUGGAAAGAUCGAGGAGAAAACUGGGAUUAAAAAAAAAAUUCUCGCCAUUGGUGCAGUGUCUGUAACAGGACUGUAUUUAAUCUUUGGGUAUGGUGCCUCCCUGCUUUGCAACUUGAUUGGCUUUGUAUACCCAGCGUAUUACUCCAUCAAAGCCAUUGAGAGUCCCAACAAGGAUGACGAUACCAAAUGGCUAACCUACUGGGUUGUGUAUGGCAUCUUCAGCGUGGGUGAAUUCUUCUCUGACAUCUUCCUGUACUGGUUCCCAUUCUACUAUGUUGGAAAGUGUCUCUUUUUGCUGUGGUGCAUGGCGCCCGUCGCAUGGAACGGCUCUCAGGUGUUAUACACGCGUGUGGUGAGGCCGUUCUUCCUCAGACACGAGGCCGCGGUGGACAGUGUAGUCAGCGAUUUGAGUGGGAAGGCCAUGACGGCAGCGGAGAGCGUGACGAGAGAAGUCCUACACACACUGGUGAAAAACAAGAAAAUUCUCCCUGCAGAGACAGCAGCCAAAGAGCUACCCAGCCCAUCUCCUGAUCUCAGUGUAGACUAACUCGCAGUCCGGUGAGUCCAGCCAUGAGAAGUCCCAGUGAUCUGGUCAGUUAUGGAAACCCACAUCUCCUGCCCUCGAUUUGAUUCCUUGGAUUUUUUCCCCACCUGCACAAACUGAUGUACCAACCUUUGACAUACAGUAAUGGAAGAGAACAGUUCGAGUAGGACUGCGAUACCAACCAAACCUAACUACUGUGUAACAAUGUUCAGAUUUAGGGAAAGCAUUUAUAUGAGAAUCCUUUCUCAACAGUUCAGCAGUGUCCACAGAUGACCAUGUGCACCAAUUCUAACGUGGAAUUUUAAACUUUAGUAUCUUUGGUUUACAAAUAGUAUAGCAAACAGUUUGGAGGUCUGUGGAGGUCACAUAAAAUUAGCAAAAUUUGUCAACAGUGGCCCAUGAGGUGGUUUGCUGCUUCUCUAGGCACAUUUUUAUGCUUUUACAUCUAUAAAGGGUUGUUUGGUAUUUGUUUGUUUUGCCAGGCCUUUAAAUCUCUGAUUUAAUCAACAUGUUUUUAGCUAGCUUUAUAUUUACCUUCACAUAAGUACUGUUGUUGUUUAUGAAUGUCUUUUAGCCAUACACCGAGAGUUAAUCUGCUUAGAUUUAGUUCACCAUCACUUGCUUUGAAGUAUUUAAUUAACUAACAAAUGCACUGGUUAGAAAACAGUCUGAGCAAUAAAUUGGUUUUCAGGGCAUUAUUCUUUUUUUAGCCAUUUCUAAUUUAAGCAUAUUCACAAUCAUUGAAUUUCCCUGUUCACAAUAUAUCCUGCAUCAUGUAACUAAAACAAGCAGCAUUGAGCUUAAAAGAAUUGAUAUACACUUAAUACGGAAUUCACUUCAUAGAUUAUGCUGCUGAUUUUUCAAUGUUUGUGUUUUGAAUACAGUGACAAGACUAUGGCAGACAUUUUAAUUGAUUGUGUCAAGUAUUUUAUAUGAGCGGUGCACAUGGUUUUAAUUUGGAGUUUAACUGAAAUAAUGUAGUGGAAGGAAAACUUUGAUUGUCUUUUAUAUGUUUUUUCUACUAAUAAAAACUGUGAAUAAGAAAA